AUGUCUAGACUAGUCAAUGGCGUGAGGUCGUUUUCUACAACAGCCUCUAGCUUACUGGCCGACGCAACCUCAGCUUCACGAUCGGUCACUCAACCUUCAAGUUCUUCUUUCCAGGUCUUUCGCGAUGUCCCUUCCCUCCGCCAAUUGCGCCAUCAAUUGUUGAAAAAUGAACGCACGGUGGGAUUCGUUCCUACCAUGGGAGCACUCCACGAAGGUCACCUUUCCCUGAUCCGAGAAGCCGCCCGCGAGAACACCGACAUCUUUGUUAGCAUCUUCGUCAACCCCACACAAUUCGGCGUCAAUGAGGACCUAUCGAGCUAUCCUCGUACAUGGGAUAGUGACGUGGAGAAGCUGGAGAAGCUCAAUGAUGAACUCGGCCGCACUGGUGCGCCAGGAGCGGGACAAAUAACUGCCAUCUUUGCCCCUACGUCCAAGGUCAUGUAUCCGACUCUACCUCCAUCCUCGGAGAUCGAUGGUCAGGGUUCAUUCGUCACAAUCACACCACUCUCCUCAAAGCUAGAGGGAGGUUCGCGGCCCGUCUUCUUCCGUGGUGUUGCAACCGUCUGCAUGAAGCUCUUCAACGCCACCACCCCCGACCGGGUAUACUUCGGCCAGAAGGAUGUACAGCAAACCGUCAUUAUCAAGCGGAUGGUCCAGGACUUCCUUCUUGAUACAAAAGUUCGCAUUAUCAGUACCUCUCGCGAGGCGGAUGGACUGGCACUAAGCUCUCGCAACGUCUACUUGGGCGACCGAAGACGCGCUGUAGGCCUCACAAUCUACAAGGCUCUCAAGGCUGCUGAGGAUGCGUAUCUGUCAGGCAAGUCUACCCGAGCGGAUAUCCUGGGUGCUGCCCGAAGCAUUACCGAUCGAGUGCUAUCUGAACAGGAGGCACUUUCGCCUUCGGAAAGAGCCCUCUUUGAGGUGGAUUAUAUCUCCCUCGCUGACCCUGAUACUCUCGACGAGCUGGAUCUCGUCGAUUCCGCCAAGGGAGGUGUUCUGAGUGCUGCCCUGAAGAUGGCACCCUUAGAGGAGAACAAGCCCGGUGAGGAUUGCGGAUUGGGAGAGGGUAAGGUCCCGGUGCGACUCAUCGACAACCUGAUCCUCCAACCCCGGGCUUGA
This is a messenger RNA of Penicillium waksmanii, 1119 nucleotides long. RefSeq names its product pantoate--beta-alanine ligase PAN6. The transcript has 2 exons. Bases 1 to 1119 code for a protein of 372 amino acids. Gene Ontology annotation, biological process: pantothenate biosynthetic process. Gene Ontology annotation, molecular function: pantoate-beta-alanine ligase activity. NCBI's taxonomy places the organism in Eukaryota, Fungi, Ascomycota, Eurotiomycetes, Eurotiales, Aspergillaceae. The record is from RefSeq and is a predicted model, not a curated record.